AUGGCGGACGGCGCGGGCCUCGAGGCCAACGAGUCCCUGGGAGAAGAGCGGUGCAACAUCGCGGAGGACUACAAGAGGGUCUACCUGCCCGUCACCUACAGCGUGGUCUUCGUGCUGGGGCUGCCCCUCAACGCGCUGGUCCUGUGGCUGUCCUGGUGCCGCACCACGCGCUGGACCUGCUCCACCAUCUACCUCUCGAACCUGAUGGUGGCCGACCUGCUGUACAUCGCCAGCCUGCCCUUCCUCAUCAUCAACUACUCGCUGGCCGACCAGUGGCCCUUCGGGGAGCUGCUGUGCCGGCUGGUGCGCUUCCUCUUCUACACCAACCUGUACGGCAGCGUCCUGCUGCUGACGUGCAUCAGCGUGCACCGCUUCCUGGGCGUCUGCUACCCCAUCCGCUCCCUGGCCUACCGCACCCGCCGGCUGGCCCGCAUCGGCUCGGCCGCCACUUGGGCCCUGGUGGUCCUGCAGGUGCUGCCCACGCUCGUCUUCUCGGAGACGGGCUCCAGCGACGGCCAGACGGUCUGCUACGACCUGAGCAGCCCCGAGAACUUCGGCCGCUUCUUCGUGUACGGGAUGGUGCUGACGUUCUCGGGCUUCGCCGUGCCCUCCCUGGUCAUCCUGCUGUGCUACUCGCUGAUGGUCAAGAGCCUGGCGCGGCGCGAGGAGGCCGGAGCCGGGGUGGGCACGGCCGCCCGCGCCAAGUCCAUCCGCACCAUCCUGCUGGUGUGCGGCCUCUUCACGCUCUGCUUCGGCCCCUUCCACGUGACCCGCUCCGUCUACUUCUUCAUCCGCCUGCAAGCCGUGCAGAACUGCCCGCUGCUCACCGCGGUCAGCGCGGCGUACAAGGUGUGGCGGCCCCUGGUCAGCCUCAACAGCUGCCUGAACCCCGUGCUCUUCUUCCUGUCUGGGGGCAGCAACAGACUCAGGCUGGUCCAGGAGCUGCGGCCCAAUUAG
Molecule: messenger RNA, 957 nt
Organism: Monodelphis domestica (gray short-tailed opossum)
Lineage: Eukaryota; Metazoa; Chordata; Mammalia; Didelphimorphia; Didelphidae
Source: RefSeq, a predicted model, not a curated record